Molecule: messenger RNA, 1585 nt
Organism: Leucoraja erinaceus (little skate)
Lineage: Eukaryota; Metazoa; Chordata; Chondrichthyes; Rajiformes; Rajidae
Product: monoglyceride lipase-like
Exons: 6
Coding region: 594-1514 (306 amino acids)
Cellular component (GO): membrane
Molecular function (GO): lipase activity
Source: RefSeq, a predicted model, not a curated record
CCCACAUUCCAAAGACAUGCGGGUUUGUAGGUUAAUUGGCUUCUGUAAAUUGCCCCUAGAGUGCAGGAUAGAACUAGAGUGCAGGAUAGAACUAGAGUGCAGGAUAGAACUAGCGUACAGGGUGAUUGAUGGUCGACACAGACCCGGUGGACCAAAGGCCCUGUUUCGCGCUGUAAAUCUAACUCUAAACCGAACUAAACUAAAAUAAAUGAAACUACAUUAGGUAGAGCAAAAGGGAGAUAGAGCCUGCAGAAUAUAGUUCUCAGCGUUGUAGUGCAUCAGUUCCAGAGACAAAGUCCAAUGUCCACAAUGGGCUAGAGGUGAAUCAGAAAGUACCCUAGCUUAUGGAAGGACCGUUCGGAAGCCAGAUAACAGAGGGGAAGGAGCUGUUCCUGUGUCUGGUGUUUCAUGUUCGAGCUUCUGUACCUUCUGCCGGACGUGAGAGGGGAGAAGAAGUAAUAGUGGGACAAGCCUUUGAUUUUGUUGACUGCUUUUCCAUGGCAGCAUGAAGUAUAGAUGGAGUCAAUGGUGGGGAGCGUGGUCUAUGUGAUGGACUGGGCUACAUCUACAACUUUCUGCAAUUUCCAGGAGUCAUGGACAGAGCUGUUCCCAAACCAAGCUGUGAUGCAACCCAACCAUGUGCUUUCCUGGUGCAUUUGCUCAAGUUUCGAGUGGGCGGGAGGCGCAGCGGUAGAUUUGAGCCUUACGGCACCAGAGACCCCGGUUCGAUCCUGACACCAGGCAUUGUCCGUACAGAGUUUGUACGUUCUCCCUGUGACCGUGUGGGUUUUCUCAGGGUGCUCCGGUUUCCGCCCUCAUUCCAAAGAUGUACAGUUGGCCACGGGCAGAGUGAAGGGCACCGUCUGAAUGUGUCCCACUUCCAAGUAUAUGUUCGUGACUGCCUGCAACACAUUGACAUGAUGAAGGUUCGUCACCCAGGCCUGAAGAUCUUCCUGUUGGCCCAUUCCAUGGGAGGACUGAUUGCAAUCUACCUCAUGCUCGACAGACCGCAGGAUAUUGCCGGAACGAUUCAUAUUGCGCCGUUGGUGACGUUGAAUCCCGACUCAGCAAAGCCGUGGAAGGUAUUCUGUACCAAAUUAUUGUGUCACCUUGCACCAAACAUGCCGGUGGGCACCAUGGAUCCACAAUGGAUGUCCAGAGAUGAAAAUGUGAUUACGAGCUUUAAAGCAGAUGCUCUCUCCUACCACGGAGCCAUGAAGGUGGGAUUCGCUGCUGUGCUGUUAAAUGCAAUGACGGGCCUGGAGAACCGCCUGCCGACCAUCACCACCCCAAUGCUGAUAAUGCACGGAGAUGCAGACAAACUGUGCAAUGUCAAGGGCUCACAACUCAUGUACGAGCUGGCAGCUAGCACAGACAAGACGCUGAAGAUCUUCGAGGAAUGUUUUCACCAGCUUCAUUUGGAGUUACCAGAAGUUGUAAAGGAAGUGUAUGAAUUAAUUCAAAGCUGGCUGAAUGAGCGGUUGCCUUCCACUAAUGAAACGAGUCAAGAUUGAAAAUGAGAAUAUAUAUGAAGAAAUUAUUUUAAUUUAUAUUAGGGUUCGAUGUUUCUCGAGGGUGGGGGGGG